This is a messenger RNA of Aspergillus chevalieri, 3111 nucleotides long. RefSeq lists its product as uncharacterized. The record is from RefSeq and is a predicted model, not a curated record. The transcript has a single exon. NCBI's taxonomy places the organism in Eukaryota, Fungi, Ascomycota, Eurotiomycetes, Eurotiales, Aspergillaceae. Gene Ontology annotation, molecular function: protein binding. Bases 1 to 3111 code for a protein of 1036 amino acids.
AUGGAUAAUCAACCCAGAACACCAAUGAAACCUAGUGGGAUCCCGCGGCCGGUCCCAAGAGCUUCCCGAUUGCCUUUGCCUACGUCCACCGCGUCAAAAUCGCUUAAACCUUCACCAUCGCGGGAAAGGUUGCAAGCAGAUCCAGGCCUUGACGCUACCAAGCUGCGCAGACCGUCCGAAGAUAUUGUGUUCAAGAAGCCGGCCCUUCCUAGUCCAUCAUCGUCGCUGAAGGGCACGUACCGUCGAUCCGGAGUACCCCAGACGGGAGUGAGCGACAUUGCAAGACAAGAAGCGGAGGAGCUGGAUGAUGAUGCUUCGACUGUGUAUACCAAUGGAUCGGAGUUGGAUGAUUCAGAUACUCGCGGGCGUACCAUGUUGGAGAAGCCAUCGCUGUCAGACAGGACGAUCGAGACGCUAUCCAAGAUCCCGCCCUCGCCAGCUCCGUCGAGAAGACAGUCCAGUUUCUUCAACGCCACGAGCCCGAUUCGCUCCCCGUCUCGUCCGACCUCCUCCAUGACCAACUACUCGCGAUCCCCAUCGGUGUCGUCAUUCGCUCGCCAACCGAUUGGUAGCGAUCUAUUGUCCUCCCAGCAUCCGUCCACAAUGCGCCUCCCAUCCAGAUCCCGGAUAUCAGCAACUCCGACACUGCCCACGAACAGCACACCAACUGACCAGGACCAAGCAGUAGCAGCUCCUGAAAGCCCCUCAAAAUUGAGGCGACCCUCUACGAGAACGAGUCUGUAUGGUGGAACAAAGAGCACGGAAGCGGCCACCGCGCCAAAGCCACGCCAGUCUCUGAGCAGACCACCCUCCGUGAAACCAGCAGAUUCAAACAUGGCACUCCCGGCGCAGACGUUACAAGUGAAGAAGACACGGAAAGUGCCAUCGAACUCUUCGCUCAAACGCCCACCACAUUCCGCGGACUCAAGAAAGUCGUCGGCCACUUCUACGGCCCCGGACCUGUCAGUGAAGCAACAGUCGGAAAUCGAAACAAGAAAGACCUUGAAAUCAUCGAACGCCCUGAGGGACAGCAUUGCGAAAGCCAAGGCCGCCCGAAAAGCAGCGGCACAGAACGCCACACAAACAACAGCAGCAGCUCCUGCCGACCCAUUCGAUAUCGCCGAUCCUUUCAACCAGCAGCCCAAGGAUUCUAAUCACGGGCUUUUUCGGAAGCGCGUGGAGUCUGCUCGGACCUCUGGUAUUCUGAAUAUUGCGGCCAUGUCUCUGACAGAGAUCCCGCAGGAGGUCAUGACCAUGUACGAGUUCAAUCCUGACUCGUCCACCGAUUGGUACGAAUGCGUGGACCUGGUCAAAUUCAUUGCUGCGGAUAACGAAUUAACGGUGAUUCCGGACGCUGCAUUUCCUGAUGUUGAUCCAGAGAAUGUCGAUUACGAUUCUGAAGAGAAGGGAAUCCAAUUUGGUGGCUUGGAGAUACUCGAUCUCCAUGGUAACCUGCUCCGGUCUCUUCCUAUGGGUUUCAGAAGGCUGCAACAUCUCCAUAGCUUAAAUCUUUCCAACAACCAAUUGACCACAGAUGAUCUACAUGUGGUUUGGGAAAUGGAGUGGCUGCGCGACCUGAAGCUGGCUAAGAAUCAGUUACAGGGUGCUCUCCCUUCUGCCAUUGGCAAACUUCGGGAUCUGGAAGCCUUGGAUUUGCAUGAAAACUCCCUCACGGAGCUUCCCGAAGAGCUUGGAGAAUUAAGUGCUCUGAGAUCGCUGGACAUUGGUCAAAAUGAAAUGGUCACACUGCCGUUUGAGGCUCUUAGUCGAGUUCCUCUGAGGGACAUCCGUGCACCGAAGAACAAGUUGGCAGGAACUUUGAUUCCUGCGACUGUGCAGCAGUUGAGUGCGUUGCAGAACCUGGACGUUGUCAACAAUGCGUUGGAGAAGCUGUCAGACAACGACCAGCUCGAGCUUCCUAGCGUACAGACUCUGUCCUUGAGUGUGAACCGCAUCAAAAGCUUGCCGAAUGUCUCUACCUGGCAGGCACUAUUGUCAUUGCUUAUGGAGGACAACUCUCUGAGCGAGAUUCCACAAGGCUUCAUCGAACUCAACAGUAUCCGUAACGUUGACUUAACGGGAAAUAACAUCCCACGAUUGGAUGAAAAGAUUGGAUUGAUGGACAGUUUGGUGACGUUCCGUAUCGCCAAUAAUCCGAUCCGCGAACGGAAGUUCCUGAGUAUGACCACGGAUGAGAUUAAGCAGGCCCUGCGGAACCGAUGCGAACCAGAAAUCCAAGCAGAUACGGACGACGACGAAGGCUCUGUCGCGACCCAGUUUACUCUUGCUCCAGAAACUCGAGCGGAAACGCCAGCUGAAACUCUAGCUGUGGAUCUACCCGAGAGUCCAGCCCAAACGACAACAGCGAGUGCCACUACGUCUACCACUUCUUGGCAGAUUAGACCGGGAGGAGUUCUUGAUAGAUCCUACACGGAAACGCGGGAAUUGGAGACAGAGCAGCUCGAAGGAAUCGCCAAUUCCCAGGAUAUUCGAUGUCUCUAUCUGCAGCAUAAUGAGCUAUCGAAUUUCCCUGUGCCAGCACUCAAUAUGCUGGCUCACAGUCUGAUUGACCUCGAUUUGUCACACAACCCGCUGAACAGCUUUGCUCUUUUUUCAUCGUCUAUCUCCCUCCCGAAUCUCCAGAACCUGACCCUUACCUCGACCGGCCUCGCCACCAUGGAGCCUAUCUUAACUAACCUUUCGGCCCCACUACUCACCUUUCUAGACGUCUCCAUCAACCGCCUUACCGGCAAUGUUCCCGCGGCUCGCCAGAUGUACCCCAAUCUAAAGACCUUCAUUGCCGCCGAUAACCAGUUCGAUAACCUGGAAUUCGAGGCAGUCCAAGGCCUCCAGGUCUUAGACGUUGGAAACAACAACAUUAACGCUCUUCCACCGAAGGUCGGCUUGCUGAGAGCAGAGGGAUCCAGCAAGAACUGGGGCGGCGGAUCGGCUUUGAGACGAUUUGAGGUCGCUGGCAAUACGUUCCGGGUUCCAAGAUGGCAGACUGUUGCGAAGGGUACGGAUGCGGUUUUGGAGUGGUUAAAGGAUCGGAUUUCGACUGAUGAGCUUCGUGAGUUGGAGUCAGAUGAAGAGGGGGAUUUUGAGGAAUAA